Molecule: messenger RNA, 2133 nt
Organism: Colletotrichum tamarilloi
Lineage: Eukaryota; Fungi; Ascomycota; Sordariomycetes; Glomerellales; Glomerellaceae
Product: flavonoid 3',5'-hydroxylase
Exons: 4
Coding region: 1-2133 (710 amino acids)
Molecular function (GO): iron ion binding; monooxygenase activity; heme binding
Source: RefSeq, a predicted model, not a curated record
AUGCCGAACACCGUAUAUGUUAUUACUGGAACCAACAAAGGCAUCGGCCUUGGCCUAGUGAAGACCUUGUUAGCGAGGCCAUCUACAACAGUUGUUGCCUCCGUUCGGAAUGAUGAAGCUGCUUCUUCACUGAAGUCCAGCGUCCGAGAUGUAAACAAGGGUAACGGCAGCGAGCUUUUUGUCAUAUUGCUUGACUUCAACAUCGCCCCUGAUAGCACUGCCGUCCGCAAAGCCUUCGAUACGGCGACUGGCGGCGCCGUCACCCGAAUCGAUGUUCUCAUUAGCAACGCCGCCGUAUCUGCCACAGCAUCGCGCUCAGUCUUGACCACCGCCGAGGAACUAAGGAGUGCAUUCGAAAUCAACACCAUCGCACCCUUGAUGGUGUUUCAAGGUCUCUGGCCGCUCCUGGAAAGACCGCAGGAAGCAGACGGCCCCCCUGCGAAGUUCAUCGGAAUCACGUCAUCGCUUGGAUCCAUCGAAGAACAAGAGCCUCUUCCUGCUGGCGCUUAUGGUCCCAGUAAGGCUGCGCUUAACUGGUUGGUCAAAUCGUUGCAUAUACAACAUCCAGACUUGGUAAGCGUGGCUGUCCACCCCGGAUUUGUUCGAACGUCUAUGGGUGAAGAUGCUGCGAAGCAGUGGAACUUUGAUCUCAACCGACUUGACACGAUUGAAAGCUCUGUUACUGGCGUUCUCGAGGUCAUCGACGGAGCGAGUCCCAAAUUCCCCGGCCCUUUUUGGGGUUCGGUAACUCGACUGUGGAUAACAUAUCAUAAUGUCAAGGAGGAUGAGUGUCGGGUGAAUCAGGAGCUUCACAAGAAGUAUGGGCCUGUCAUUCGCAUCACACCUACCAUGUUGCUUGUCAGUGACGCAACCAAGUUACCGGAAAUCUACCACCGAAAUGCCAACAAGUCGCAACACUACAUCACCGGCAGUUUCGGAAAGACGGAAUCAUUGUUCAACAUGCAGGACCAUGCAGUUCAUGCUCGCUUCCGUAAGAUCGCUGCGGCGCCUUACUCUUUUUCAAACAUUCGGAAGAUGGAGCCUCUGCUUGACAAGCACAUCGAGCGCUGGAUGUCCAGACUAGAUGCAUUCGCUACUUCCGGUACCAAGAUGGACUUUGCUCCAUGGGCAGUCUACCUUGCUUACGAUAUUGUCUCUGAAGUUGGCUUCGGACAGCCUUUCGGUUUCAUUGAACAGGGGAAAGAUGUUGAGGGACUCAUCCAAGGUUUUCACGACGGCCUUGUGCCGUUUGGCAUACUGGCACGGUGCUAUCCGUUCACAAAUUGGGUCAAGAGCACUUUCUUGGGGAAAUACCUUGUCGCAUCGCCGGAGCAGGACUCUGGAAUCGGGACUUUGAUGAGAUUCCGAGACGGGCUUAUCGUUCAAAGAUUCAAAGACAUCGAGAAAGGGACGACAGGUGGACGUAUCGAUUUACUACAAACCUUCAUUGAAGCCCGGGACGAGGAUGGAAACCCUCUUGAUCUGGACUACAUCAAAGCCGAAAUCUUACUCGUCUUGCUUGCUGGAGCAGAUACUACGGGCACUGCAUUUCAGGCUUUCAUGAUGCAUAUCAUGACACAUCCCGACGUCUAUGGUCGUCUCAUGGCCGAGAUUGACGAGCAGACUCGAGCUGGUAAUCUUUCAGAGAUGCCUCAGUACGCGGAAGUCCAGGAACAUUGCCCAUUCUAUGUGGCGUGCAUUCGCGAAGCCAUGCGAUUGGAUCCUCCAGCGCCCAACAUCUUUCCUCGGCUUGCUGGGAAAGGCGGUAUGGAGCUUUACGGCAAGCACGUACCAGAAGGAGCUGAGGUUACUUGCAACCCGUGGCUGGUGCAUCGCGACAAGAACAUCUUUGGUCCCGACGCUACCGAGUUCCGACCAGAGCGAUGGCUAGAAAGCGAGGAGAAGACAAAGGAGAUGCUCAAGUACAACAUGGGUUUUGGCUACGGGGCCAGAGUUUGCCUGGGCAAAGACCUUGCAAUGAUGGAAUUGCUCAAAGGGCCUCUUCAAUUCUUCAGGGCUUUCAAGCCAGAGAUCCUCAAUAGUGGAGAGCCUGGUAAGUAUGUUGUGAAAGGGGGCGUCAGCUUCUUCAAGGAUAUGUGGGUCACCAUCGAACGACGACCGAAGGCGCUGUAA